CAGCCACCCGCCCUCAUUCGCUGACUGCCCAAGCGCGGGUGGCUGGAACACUGAAUUUGGGGAAGAACCUGCAGGGUGAUCGAGUCGCCUGCGCUUGUGGACACCGGCCAUGCCCGACACACACUGAGCGGAAGUUGCCCGGGCGCAAGUCGCAUUGGCCAUGAGCAACUUCCAGCUGGAAGACUUCGCAGCGGGCUGGAUUGGAGGUGCAGCCAGUGUCAUUGUUGGCUACCCUCUGGACAUAGUCAAGACUCGCCUGCAGGCUGGUGUUGGCUAUGGGAACACAUUCAACUGUAUCCGCAUGGUGUACAAGAGGGAGAGUGUGUUUGGCUUCUUCAAGGGCAUGUCCUUCCCCCUGGCCAGCAUUGCUGUCUACAACUCGGUGGUGUUCGGGGUCUUCAGUAACACCGAACGGUUCCUCAGCCGGCACCGCUAUGGGGAGCCUGAGGCUGGCCCUGGCCGAAGUCUGUCUGACCUACUCCUGGCUAGCAUGGUGGCUGGUGUGGUCUCUGUUGGGCUGGGCGGUCCCGUGGACCUCAUCAAGAUCCGACUGCAGAUGCAAACACAGCCGUUUCGGGAAGCCAACCAUGGAUUGAAGACCAGGGCAGUGGCUCUAGGGGAGCAGGCAGCAUACCAUGGACCAAUACACUGUAUUGCAACCAUUGUGCGGACUGAGGGCCUGGCAGGGCUAUACCGGGGAGCCAGCGCCAUGCUGCUGAGGGACAUCCCAGGAUAUUGCCUCUACUUUAUUCCCUAUGUGUUCCUGAGUGAAUGGAUCACACCUGAGGCCUGCACAGGGCCCAGCCCCCAUGCUGUGUGGCUGGCAGGUGGCAUUGCAGGGGCCAUUUCCUGGGGGACAGCAACUCCGAUGGAUGUCGUGAAAAGUCGACUCCAAGCUGAUGGGGUCUAUUUAAACAGAUACAGCGGAGUCCUGGACUGCAUCUCCCAGAGUUACCGUCAAGAAGGCUUGAAGGUGUUUUUCAGGGGUCUCACUGUGAAUGCUGUGCGUGGCUUCCCCAUGAGUGCGGCCAUGUUCCUUGGGUAUGAGCUCUCCCUGAAGGCACUCCGCACGACCACACUGUGACAAGCCCAUGGGUGUAAGGUGAGUGUGGCUUCUUCUAGCCAAGGAUGAAGCUGGGACUCCGUUCUUCCUUACAAAACUGUCCUGAGCUUCUGAAAUGCCCCUCUGUCCCCUGUGGUAAGUCCAGUGGAGAAGCUUGCUGUCUCACCAACACACUGCAGUUCUGAAAUACCCAUGGUUGACCGCGGCAUGCUGGGCCCCUAGUCACUGAACUGGGCACAACUCAACAUUUCACAGCCAGUUCACCUGCUCUUUCCCAUUCACAGCUCCACAGUCCUUGGAUAGAGGUGCUUUUAGCCUCUUUCUUAAAAUGUAGUGAUCCGUGAUCUGAGGAUACUGACCCCAAAGGCCACACUAUGCCAAUAUGGGGUCAGCUCCCCACUUCUUACUAACAUGCUCCUUCGCAAAGCUCCCGAGGGUCGGCCAUUCCUUGCCUCCCACCGUUAGAGUCCUCAGGCCCUUUCCUUUCUCAGUGUGGAAGGAUCGGUGUAGCACCAUGCAUCUGACUUCCUGCUCAAAUGCUCUCAGCAGCUCUCUGCCUCACGCUACCUGGGAGUCAGUCCUUGAUGCCGCCGCCUCCAACCUGCCCCCAUCCUGAACAUUCUGCCCUCUCUCUCCUGGGGUCUGUGAUCUUGCUGUGCCUUGAGCCAACUCCCCUGGGUCUUGAUGUCACUUGCUUUGUCCUCCAGACCUAACUGUUGGUUUCCUCCAGCAAACGGCUUGAUUUCUUAGCUGAGAUGUGGCUGCCUACCACAGACCCCCCCAACUGCCUGCUGUUCCCCUCCAUCCUUCCCAGUGGAGGUCCUCUGCACAGCAGCUCUUCCUCCUCCACCCUUUUCCUGAUGGAGACUUAGCACAGUCCCUGGAUGAAGAAUGGUGGACCUCCCAUGUCCCUCUGUCCUGUUGCUGUUCCUUCCUAGCCUCAAGCUUGUCACUUGCAAGCUCAGAAAAUGGAGUGGUCAAUCAUUGGACUUUCUCAUCAACCAAGAAACCAUUUCACUCUGCCUCUGUGACUGCCAAGGAGGAUGGCCACCAUCAGGGAAGCCUGACUAUUGACCUCUAACUCCAUGCUGCAGUGGAUUCUGGGAAGCAUAGACAGUGUACCAGGUUCUAGAUGGAGAUAGAGAGAACCAUCAAUCAGGCUGACCACAGCAAACCUAGAAGCUGGCCUUAAUAGAAUUCUGACACUCACAGCUUCUCCGGCUUUUUGCCAUCUUUUAUACAAAAUGAAAAAGGGUAGUAACACAUUUUUCAUAAUUAAAGCUCUUGGUGAAGCAUCUCUGUAUUUGGGUGAUGUCCAUGACAAGGCUGGGCAGGACACAGAUAUUGUUUCAUUCCUAAAGUUGUGCUUAGACAUCCCCUUUAACAGGGAAAUAAAAAUUUAAAAACCUGUAACAAAAUCAUUGCAUUUUUAUAUUGUAGGAAAAUAUAAAAACUACAGAAAGGACAUUGUACAACUUCCCACAGUCACCAUAAGGUCCAACUGUAGCCUCAGACCCAGAACCCACUUUGCAUGAUGUAGCAGCCUUCCUGCCUAAUGGCCCAGAACCACAUCCCAUGUGACUAAAUCUUAGAUACAAAAUGGCUUCAGUACCAAGACCUCAGAUCUGGAGUGGCUGGGCACUUGCCCUAGUUGUCAUACUGUGCUGCUCUUGCCACACUGAGGACUGGCUCUUUAAGGAGGCUGGAGGAAGUUUCUAGAGAGCCAAGUCAGGUCUGUCCUAGAUUUGGCAUUUGAGAACAGUAGUCGAGCCAGUUGGAAACUUUUCAUUCUGAAUGUCCUCUCUCUUGCAAAGGGCUUGGAAACCCAUCUCCUUAGAAAAAAAGUCAUUAAGGGUGGCAGUGGGGCUGGGCAGUGGGAAGAGCAGGUCCCCUUUAGUGGGAAUGGGUGGUUCCAGCAGCUUUGUCUUGACAGGCUUCACCCUCGCGAGGUGUUUAACAUCCUGCUCUAACCAGGAGCCAUGAACAGCAGGUCCUCUAGCAAGCCUGGGCUUUAACUUACAAAGGUUUGGAGCAGGCUACAAUCUAUGCAGCAGAAACAUGAACUCUUUGAAGAUAUGCACAGCAACGCCUCCCUUCUCCUUUAGACCCCAAUGGAGGAAACAAUGUAUCUCAGAUUGCCCUAGAACACUGCAGACCCUAAGAAGCUGCGGGAUGGUGACUGUCUCCAGAGUCCUAGGCACAAGGGUCAAUGAAAAUUGUUUCCAAAUAUAUGCAUGGGAUGGAGGACACAUCUCCCCCGAGUCUCAAGGAGACAGCACCUUCCUUCCUUGUCAUCCAUCCCUUGUUCUGUUUUCUUCCAGGCUUCUCAGAACAGAGACGUGAAACUCAGUGAGAACUGUGUGAGGUAGUUACUUUGUCAUAGGGAUAAUUUGAGAAAAAGGGUCCUAGUCACUGGUGGGCAGUCGGUUCUUAGGUUUGUUCACGAGUCCUACUGUGUCACCCUUCCCUGCCUUUCCAGAGUCCUGGUUCCAGAACCCUCCUAGGAUAGUGCCGUUCUAUGUUCUGCCCUGGCGUGCAUGCUCCAGACCCAGGAAGCCUACUUUCCAUUUGCAGGGAGCUUCAGACCCAAAGAAAGGAGAUGCAUUCUUUCCAUGCUGCCUGGUUUGAACAUUUACAAAUGACCUCAGACAGCUCUCCUGACUGGCUGCAGUGUGUUGGUGAUUACUACCCCGUCUCUGUGGAACCAAAACCAUCUCCAUGUGGGUUGUCUGAGCCUAGAUCCUGCUGGCCACAACUCAAAAGAGGAUUCUUCACAUCCCUUCUCUCUUCCCAGGGCAGACCAGGCCUCAUCCCAUGGCAGGCUGGUGCUUGACCGUGCCUGUAGAACAAGCACCAGUGAGUUAUUGGGAAGAGAAAAGACCCGGCCUUCCCGGUUCUGUGCUGGUGGGCCGCAGCCGUCAUACUGAGCUCAGAGUCACUUCCUUCAGUAUUGCAGGCUCUCCAUUUCUCUCCCCAGCCCAGAGUACUGGAAGGAAGCAGCAGACCAUGGAGCAAGCAUCCACCAUCAUCUCUUUCAGCUCUGGAUUAGAACCUGUAGAAAACUGGAGCAAAAUGCCUGUGCCCCUGGAUGUUGAAAACUCAGCAGAGACUUGCGGAGAAGCUUGAGCUGGCUCCAUGCUUCCAAAUAAAAGCACUGAAUGCCCUUUGGGUUA
Molecule: messenger RNA, 4236 nt
Organism: Peromyscus californicus insignis
Lineage: Eukaryota; Metazoa; Chordata; Mammalia; Rodentia; Cricetidae
Gene: Slc25a48
Product: solute carrier family 25 member 48
Exons: 7
Coding region: 161-1084 (307 amino acids)
Biological process (GO): transmembrane transport
Cellular component (GO): mitochondrion
Molecular function (GO): transmembrane transporter activity
Source: RefSeq, a predicted model, not a curated record